GUUAGCAGGGUUAUGAAUAAGCGCUAAUUAAAAACCAAACCAAAUCCAAACAAAUCCAUUACCGGUCUGUAGUGUAUUUAUGUUCAUCUAGCUAGCAUAAUACUGAUAAAAAGAAGCAGGUGGAGCUUUCCAUUUGAUGACGUCGUUCGAAGAAAUAUUUUUAACUAUAUAUUUAAGCGACUAUAUAGUGACUUUUUAAAUGUUAUGAUAUUUCGCAUAUGGAUAUAGACAAUUUGGUGAAGUAACUGUUCACCUAUGUAAAUUUGAUGCAUUUUUUUCAAAAAUGUCCUAUGGUCGUUGUUAGACGAGUUAUUUUAUUGCGAAUCCUUACUCUGAACAGUUUCUAGUUGUAUUCAUCAGUUAGGACGCUCGCCAACCAUGCACAUGGUCCGGGGUUCGAUCCUCGGCCGAUGCACACCUGGUAUCAGUGGUCUGCCCGCUAAAUUUGGGCUACCGAUAUCACAUGCUAAAAAUUCCAUACUUGUACGAAAAUAGUGUGUGAAAUCAAGUUAUGACAAAGAAUUGAAUGAAAAAAUUAUGUGGUGUUUGCGUUCGAACCCCUGUUGGUAUUUGAUUGAUUACAGGUUUGAUCACGAGUAUACAUUAAUUACAGAACCUUUGGAAAACCACACACACAAUGUUAUACAGUAAUAUUUACUGAUAACUACGUCUCAAGCGCAAUUUAUUACUGCUCAUAAUCAUAUCAAAGUACUCACUCGACUUCCUUGCUUCAUUUAUAUACAUGAGUAAAACUGAUCAGACAUUUGAAUAAAAUUAAUAUACGAUGGAGUACAUUCGGGAGUAAUAUUAGUGUUAUCAAUAAAAUACAAUCAGAUAGAAAAUAAGAUGUUUUUAUAGUAAAGUAAAUAACUUGUUAGAAUGUUAUAAGAUGAAUUGUAUACAUUUUGACAUUAUUUAUUAUCCUCUGACUUGACUGGUGAUAAUAAUAUCUUCCAUAUCUCCGGUAUUUGCGUUAAAUCACUUCUAUUGCAUGUGUUGGGUGUAGACUCGAUAAACCAGGAUUCAGUAAUCAACGUCUCUCUCCAACUACCUAUAUUACUUAGAAUUUUUACUCUGUCCCACCCUAUUGUGUGGUUGUGUGUUAAUGCAUGCAGUGCGAUUGCUGAGUUUUUCCCUAAAUUACUUAUCUUAAUAGGAUCAAUCAUUCUACCCUUAGCUAAAUUCUUAUAUUUUGAUAAUCUCACUACUCCAGAUCUACCACUUUGAAGUCGACCUCACAGUCACUGCCAAGUAUUUUGUAAAUUACAUUAUUUUGUUUAAUUGGGUCCACCGGGUCUUUUAGCCUGCACAGCUUGUACUGCCUGAGUCUGUUUGUACGUUCAAAUGCCACUCUAAUUCCUGCUCUACUAAGAAUCCCACGUAGGGUCUCAGAUGUCUCCUUAUGUUGUAAAACUGUAGAUGCCUUUUGUUCUUUCUUAUUUUUGUUACCAUUAUUAGUUUCAUCAUUAUUUAUUUUACCAUAAAAAAUAUCUUAUUUCCCAUCUUGAAAUAAUAGAGAGUAUUUGUGGCUCAGAUGAAUGAUUUGCAAUUAGUUGUGUUCGCUGUCCUGUUUGGUUUAAUUGCAAAGCUUUUGUCGUCAUUCUGGACAACAUCUUCAGCGCAAAUUUUAACAUAAGAUGAACUGAUUUAAGUUCUCCAUGAAUGACAGAAUUGUGUCUCCUGACAACCAUCUUCGUGACUGGGAGUCGAUAUCCAUCUUAUUGCAUUUUAUUGAUAACACUAAUAUUACUCCUUAUCGUAUAUUAAUUUUACUCAAAUGUCUAAUCAAUUUUACUCAUGUAUAUAAAUGAAGCAAGAAAGUCGUGUGAGUACUUUGAUAUGAUUAUGAGCAGUAAUAAAUUGUGCUUGAGACGUAGUUAUCAGUAAAUAUUACUGUAUAACAUUGUGUGAUUUUAUCAAAAUAAAAUUUUAUCCAUAAUGGAGUUAUACUCAGCCACAGUGCCUGAGUUUUAUCCUUAUUUCCUGUUUUGCUUUUUGUAUUAUUCUUGGUUUAAAAUAUUAGUUUAGCAGUUUAACAAAAAUAAACUCGCAGUAAAAUAUUUUCACUUUUUCCAUAUUGUGUCUAAAGUAUUUUAUUCUUGCAGAUGAAUCGUCUGGAUGAAUUUAUAGAAGAUUGUUUGAGGGAGCAUAACACAAAAAGAACCGCUCAUGGCGUGUGUACUUUACGGCAUAGUCGUGCAUUAGACAAAACAGCACAGGACUGGGCUGAAGAAUUAAUAUCUGAAGAUGGAAUAAAAAACAGCCCACUUUCUAGUCGAGGAGAGGUCGGAGAAAGUAUUAGCGUACGAACAAGCACAGGAACUCAUGUGGACAUUCAAGGCGUUGAAGUUGUAAAUCAGUGGUAUGCUGAUGUCAAGAACUAUAGUUACGAAAGUGGGAAGGGACCUGCAGGAAACUUUACACAACUAGUGUGGAGUUCUACUCGUGAAGUCGGUUUUGGCAAAGCACGCGGUCCGGGAAAGUGUGUUGUUGUUGCACACUAUCGUCCUCCAGGAAACGUUCUAGGGAGAUAUCUGGAGAACGUUUUUCGUCCCAAAGAACUACCAAAGGAAAGUGUGCACCAAUCAAAAAGUGAUGCAUCUGUUCCCAAUGCUGAUGUUCCAAAAACAGUUAUCACUGAAACAUUGAAGGAAAAUGAUGGAAAACUGUACAACGUUCGAAGGGAGAUUUCAGAGUCGACUGAUGAAACAGGAAAGACGAGAAGAUGUAUCAAUGAAGUGUAUACGGAUGCUCGUGAAAAUCAAGCAAUUAUGGCAUCUGGCGAUUCACAAAAGAAUCAUUUUGUUGAUCGCAGUAAACAUCGUGAAGAGUCUAUUCAUGCUGUUGUUGAACUUCAUAAUCAAUACCGCAGUCAACAUGAAUCCAGCCCCCUCGUACUUGAUCCGAAUCUUUCGGAUAUGGCUCAACAAUGGGCUGAUAAUUUACUUCAACAAACACAUUUAUCAAACAGUGGAUAUAUUUAUCAAGGUUUACGAGUUGGAGAAAAUGUGGGAAGUCGUUGGUCUAAUGGACGAAUAGAGGAUAACUGCAAAGAAUUAAUUGAACACUGGUAUCAAGAAUCAGAAAAGUUCAAAUAUGAAACAGAACCUGAUAGUAUUCAGGGUAUUGGCAAUUUCACUCAGAUAGUAUGGUCAGGUUCACAGAGUAUUGGAGUUGGUAUCGCAAGUAAAUCGUCGUAUGAAUCAGAAGACUCAAUGAAUAGAGAUUCAAAACUAAUUAUUGUUUGUUUGUAUUAUCCUCCGGGAAAUGUGAUUGGCCAGUUUAAAAAGAAUGUUAAAAAGGGUAUUCAAUUAAAUACUGGUGCUUAG
This is a messenger RNA of Trichobilharzia szidati, 3329 nucleotides long. Lineage: Eukaryota; Metazoa; Platyhelminthes; Trematoda; Strigeidida; Schistosomatidae. The record is from the annotation of a GenBank genome assembly.